Vicia villosa (hairy vetch) is the source of this 972-nucleotide messenger RNA. RefSeq names its product probable glutathione S-transferase parA. Gene Ontology annotation, cellular component: cytoplasm. The record is from RefSeq and is a predicted model, not a curated record. Bases 63 to 725 code for a protein of 220 amino acids. Gene Ontology annotation, molecular function: glutathione transferase activity. Gene Ontology annotation, biological process: glutathione metabolic process. Lineage: Eukaryota; Viridiplantae; Streptophyta; Magnoliopsida; Fabales; Fabaceae. The transcript has 2 exons.
CACCAUCGUAGUUUCACAUUACAAAUAAUAUCUAAUAAGCAAGCUACACAUUUUGUAAAGACAUGGAAAAGGACAACGUUGUUUUGUUGGAUUUUUGGCCAAGCUCAUAUGGAAUGAGAGUGAAAAUUGCGUUGGAGGAGAAGAGAGUCUCAUAUGAGUGUAGACAAGAAGAUUUUCAAGCUAAAAGCUCUCUUCUUUUAGAGAUGAACUCGGUUUACAAAACGAUCCCGGUUUUGGUUCAUAAUGGAAAACCUAUAUGUGAAUCACUCAACAUUGUUGAGUACAUUGAUGAAGCUUGGAAUCACAAACCUUCUCUUUUGCCCUCCGAUCCUUACAACCGAUCCCAAGCCAAGUUUUGGGGAGAUUACAUUGACAAACAUAUAUACAACAUUGGAAAGAAGGUAUGGACAGGAAAGGGUAAACAACAAGAAGAGGGUAAGAAGAAGUUUAUAGAAUGUUUGAAGACUUUAGAAGGUGAGCUUGGAGAUAAGCCAUAUUUUGGUGGAAAUGACUUUGGAUAUGUUGAUGUGGCUCUUAUUCCCUUCACAAGUUGGUUUUAUACAUAUGAGACUUAUGGGAAACUAAGCAUAGAGGAAGAGUGUCCUAAGCUUGUGGCUUGGGCCAAAAGGUGUAUGGAAAAAGAGAGUGUGUCAAAGUCACUCCCUCACCCUCACAAAAUCUAUGCUUUUGCAAUGGAGUAUAAACAUAGUCAUGGACUUGAUUAGAUUUUGUUGCGGAUUUUUUAGGAGAAUAAUCAAUUGGACUUUGAAAUCACAAAGAUUGAAGUAUUAUUAUAUUAUAAAAUAUGAAUUAUAUUUGCGUAUAUUGCUAAUAUAUAUAAGUUUACGUUGUCAUGUAAUAUGCCAUUACCAAUAAAUUAUUGUCGCGGUAGUGUGAUUAAAGUUUAUAUUUAUAACUGAUUGAAAUUUAAAAUUUUGAUUCGUAGUUCUUGUAAUCAAAGUACAAAGAAAU